CGGCCUCCAUUGACCACCAUCUACCUGCUUUUGCGCACGUCCCACAACCGUUGCUCAGCUUCCUCUUAGUGUAUUAUCUCGCAAAAUCUCGUACAUAUUGACCAUGCCCAAGCGCAAGUCUGACGCUGUCGACGAGUUCGACGCCUUUGACCCGUCGAACGCGUCGGAUGGCGUCGCAUCUGACGACGAGAAACCGAAGGCGAAGAAGGCGCGGACGUCGGGCGCAUCUGGCGCGCCUGAAGCGUCCACUUCGACAGCUCCUGCCAAGGGCAAAGGCAGAGGCGCAAAAGCCAAAGAACCUGCUCCGUCGAAGGAUUGGCGGGAGAUCAAGCUGGAAGGGGAGGAUGAAGACGGAGGCGUGCCAGUCUACGACGACUGUAACGAUAUCAGACGGAAGAUCCGCGCUCUUCAAAAGACACCCGGAUUCAAGGUCACGCAUUGGCUGACUGAAAUUGGGAAGGUUAACAACAACUCCUACAACCGCUUCAUGAAACAAAGUGGUCCAACCGGAGGUGCGGAGAAUGGCACGUACUAUGCUGCGUACGUCUACUUCGAGAAAGUUCGCAUCGCCGAAGGCAAGAAAAAGUCCCCCAAACGUAUCCGCACGGAGCAGGAAGCGCCGGGUGGUCUCGAGUUGCGAGAUCGCAAGCGGAUGUGGGUGUUUGGGCCCGCCUGAGGAAGAUCAAACAUAGCUACGCGCCCUCCCUACUUACUUGAUAACUGACCACUUCAGGUCGCUCUCGUG
Messenger RNA from Fomitopsis serialis, 745 nucleotides. RefSeq lists its product as uncharacterized. The transcript is spliced from 6 exons. The record is from RefSeq and is a predicted model, not a curated record. The coding region runs from base 104 to 676 and encodes 190 amino acids. NCBI's taxonomy places the organism in Eukaryota, Fungi, Basidiomycota, Agaricomycetes, Polyporales, Fomitopsidaceae.